CAAUUCUAUUUUUUAUCUCAAUUCAAUUCAAAUAUUUAAAUAAGUAACGCAUUUGGCCUCAUUGGGGUGAUUCCGGGAUGCAAAUCGAUUUUGAUAUCGAAGGUCUAAGCCUCAUCGAUGUUUCGUCCGAAGACGAUUGCCUCCUCUCUCAAUCCUCAGAGAACGGGAUUAAAACCAGAACUGUUUGGUUUUCUUUGGAUCUCGACAAUGUAGAAAUCUCAUCAGGCUUUCUUGAAGAAGCUGGAGAGUUAGAGCAACCACCAGGUUCUUUGGAACAAGACGAGUUGAGAAAAAAUGGAAAAUAUAAUUUACGCAAAAGUUUAACAUGGGAUAAUGCUUUCUUUGCUAGUGCAGGUUUUCUCGAACCGGAGGAGUUGUCUAGCAUGUUGGGAGGCAGUGAGAAAGGUGAAAUAAGUAGAUUUCCCGGGAUCCAAGAGGAUGUAAACAGAUCUUUUGAUUCAUUAACGAUGUUGGAUACUAAAAUUUUGACUUUGGAAAAUUCUGAUGCUGAUUUGUUUGAGGAUAUAAGAGCUUCAAUCCAGAAAUUUAACAAAAUUUCCAACACAGCAAAUUCCAUUGGCAAAAAGGAGUUGGAAACAACAUAUUCUGAAAGUGUAUCAUUUUCAAAGAAGGUAGCAUUUAUCACUCAAGAUAAGAUGAAGCAGAAAGCAGCUCCAAAGAGGCCAAACAUUGGUGUGAAAGAUACUGGGAAAACAAUGAAGCAGCCUCUUUCUAAAAGUGGAGAAUCAACUUCUUCUCUUCAUAAGCUGCCAAUGGGACUAAGCCAGUUUGCUCCCAUUUCCACAACAUCAACCAGAAGGCUCUCCUUGGAUGCUAAGAUUGUUAAAAUGGAAAAGAAUGCAAAAAGUGUGACUGGUAGAGGCACCACUGUAUCAAAGACUCGUGGUUUGGGUGGUUCAAGACAUAUUGUGCCUAAGUCUACCCUAUCUGCCAAAUCUUCUUCCUGCUUCCCAGACUCUAGCACAGCAGAGCUGAGAAAUUAUUGUACCUUGCUUGAAAGUAGUGCCAGUGUUUUAUCUGAGGGAAUUGGAAAGUCUUCCUUGAAUUUGACUAAACAAAAAAACGACUCCAGAAAAGUUAACCCUUCUUCCUCUGGUUAUACUAUCAGUAACCCAUCCAAAAUUGUAGCAAAAGGUAAAAAUCAAGCAGGAAAUUCGAAGCUUUCCACUUUUUUGAAGUCUUCAACCAAGCUCUCUUCCAGUAUAUCUCCUGCUAGCUCUAUCAGUGUACAGUCCUCAGAGUCACUAUCAUCAACCUCUGCUGCUAAUCAAAGUCCUAACAUUGUAAGAGAUAGACUUCGUAUUGGCUCCCACAAGGGACUCACUACAAAUUGUGAUGUCCACCAAGAUCUGGAUUCUCCGAACCAUCCUACUGGCCAGUGCUUACUGGAAGCCGGGGCUGAGGUUACUGGUGCACUUGAUGAAAGAGUAAAUAAAGCUUCACAAGAAACUAGUGGGCUUCUUCCCCCUGCUUCGCUGAAACCCUCCAGCCUUCAAUUGCCAUCACCAAAAAUUGGCUUCUUUGAUGGGGUAAGAUCAUCAGGUCGUAGUCCAAAUGGGAAUAUGUUGUAUCAUCCUGGUGGAACUAGUGACUCGCCUAAUAUUGAAGCAAAAAGCACUAGUCCUAGUGGAAGCUCAAACAGUGCAAUGAUUGGAAAGUUUCAACCUGUUAGAAUCCUCACUGCAAUCAAGGGCCCCAAAGUUGAUGUUAAGCAAACUUCCUCCCUUGUAAGAUCUAGAUCUUCCUCGUCAAUUCAAAAACCUUCAAAUGCUCCAACAAAGGUACCAAGUGCUUCAAGAAACCUCAAAAGCAGCCCUGGCACAUCUCCAAAACUUCAGAAUAAAUCCUCUCCUAGAACUGAUAGAGGAAGUUACUCAAAGGCUCAGGGAAUUGGUUCUGUUGAAACAGUAGUAAGCCAAAUAGUGGGUGUGUGAGGCAAGGAUGGUGCUCGCAUAAAGGAUGCCAAGAUUGUUCCUCUUGAUGGAGUACCUCAAACUGCUGAUAAUUUAACUUCCGAGUCUGAUGUUCAACACAUUGUCACAUUGAAAGAAGCUGCUGAAAAAGAGACAUACAGUCAACCAUACUUUAAGACUAACACACUUUCCCUUUAUAACACCACCAAGGAAGAUGCUCCUCUUGAAGACCAAAUUACUGGUUUUGUUGCAAACGGAGGCCCUGUGGAAGUGGAUAUAAAUUCAGGCACUCGUAAAGAAGCCAUUUCUGAUUAUCAUUUUGCUCAUGGCUGAAAGUUGUUUGUAAACAUUUUGUCAAACCCCACUCAUUCCUCAGUGACUUCUGAAAUUACUUCUGGGUCAAGGAAACCUUUCUCGGUCAAGGAUUCAUUUUACAAUAUUGAUGCACCACUAAAAAGUUUAUCAGGAACAGCAGUGGCAGUAGACAAGAGGACCAUUUUAUCGAUUCCAGAGAGCAUCUUACACAAGAACAGCUAAGAUAAGUGGAAAAAUCUUGUUUGGUUUUCUCAAGGUACCUUGGUGUGGAUCUAGGUAAAAAGCCUUGUAGGCUAUAUAAUACACUCUGGUAGCAUUUUGUACUCCUUUCCAGCAAUGAGGGUUCCAGAUUCAAAUUCCACCAAGUUGGGAUCUGAUCCUGAUCUUGAGUAGAUAGUGUCUUAUGGAGCGCGUUUUAGAGGUUUUCAGUUAUGAAGUAAGAACUUAAAGAUGAAGUCAUGGAUUGGAUUUGCCAUCAUAUUACCAUUUGUGUCCAGACAUAUUUAUUAUGCAAUGAGAGCAAGAUUUAUUAAGGAAGAAGAAAAAGAA
Messenger RNA from Gossypium arboreum, 2798 nucleotides. RefSeq lists its product as uncharacterized. Bases 78 to 1955 code for a protein of 625 amino acids. Gene Ontology annotation, molecular function: microtubule binding. The record is from RefSeq and is a predicted model, not a curated record. The transcript has 8 exons. Lineage: Eukaryota; Viridiplantae; Streptophyta; Magnoliopsida; Malvales; Malvaceae.